This is a messenger RNA of Juglans microcarpa x Juglans regia, 607 nucleotides long. RefSeq lists its product as uncharacterized. The record is from RefSeq and is a predicted model, not a curated record. The transcript has 2 exons. The coding region runs from base 127 to 372 and encodes 81 amino acids. Lineage: Eukaryota; Viridiplantae; Streptophyta; Magnoliopsida; Fagales; Juglandaceae.
AUUUGACAAAACUUCAACUGCACCCAUCCCCAGCUUUUUCACUUUUUCUUCGUUCAUAGCAAAUUUUCUGUGCUGAAGAAACAUUCAUUUCUCAAUCCCUCCCCCUCUUCUAAUCGGAUUGCGAAAAUGUGUCCGCUGAGGCUUAUUUUAAUAUUCCUCUCCGCCACUCUAGCCGGCUUCUUCGUCCUCCGAAACCUCAAAUCCCACGAGCCGCUCCAAGAAGAAGUCGCCGGCGCCGAAGACCACGUCGUUAAGAAUCCCAACCUCGAGUCAUCCAAGGUCCGUUCGGCGUUCUGGACCUGUGUGGACAUGGCUAGUGGUCGAUACCUGUGGAGGCAUUUGGUCUCUGCGUCCUCUAAGAACUCCGAUUGAUCUGCGUCCAUGGCACUGCUACUGUGUACUCCUUUGUAGGUACAUGGCUGAACCAUCAUUUACCUCUAUGUUGUUGCUGUUGUAAUCUUCAGAGUCGUUUGAACACCCCUAUAUUCUUGUUUGUUGUUGUUGGUAAAGCUGUUAUCAAAAUUUACGUAUACCUGGAAUUACACGGAACUGUACCCUUGUAGAGAUUGUGAUUCGGUUCUGUUUAUUAAGAAUUUGAUUUUUCUAA